Molecule: messenger RNA, 708 nt
Organism: Tetrahymena thermophila SB210
Lineage: Eukaryota; Ciliophora; Oligohymenophorea; Hymenostomatida; Tetrahymenidae
Product: transmembrane protein, putative
Exons: 3
Source: RefSeq, a predicted model, not a curated record
AUGGGUGCAUCUGGUUCUGUAAUAAAUAAAUAAUUUAUUAUUUAUCUUAAUAAAAUUACUUUUAAAUAUUUUAUAAUUAGAACUUACCUGCCAAUAAUUUAGUGGUUUUGUUGCAUUUGGAAGACACAAAAAAGAUAAAAGCGUUAAUUGAACAAAAGACUAAGGAAGAAAACUUUAAUAUAAAUGAUCCUAUAAACAAGAUGGGAGAUACAAUAUUGCAUUAUGCAGCUUAUAAAAAGAAUAAAGACUUAGUAAAGUAUCUCUUACUGCAAGGUUCGAGCCCGAAUUUAAAAAAUACAAGAGACUAAACACCUAUAGAUGUUGCUGGAGAUGAAGAAAUAAAAUCUUUACUUUCAUAAAAACACUGAUACUUACUAUAAAUAUUAUAUAAAUUCCUAUAUAAAGAGGCAAUUUAAUCAUUGCUAUAAAUUUAAGUUAUUAAUAAAAUUAUAUUCUGUAAAAAAUAAAAAUUUUUUUAAUUAUAUCCAGUUUCAUCAUUAAAUAAUUUAUUAAUUCAGUUUGAGUAACACAAAAGCAAUUAAGGAAUUCUAAUUUGAUAAAUUUUAAUUUGUAAAAUCUUAUUGUAGUAGUAGUACUUUUUCAUUUAUUUUUUUAUCCAAUGUUAGCUUAUUAUUAAGCUUUUUUGUGUUAUUUUUGAUAAGAAGCUUUAGUUUAAAUUAACAUUUCCUAAUAAAAUUACAUAUAUGA